Messenger RNA from Penicillium mononematosum, 204 nucleotides. RefSeq lists its product as uncharacterized. The transcript has a single exon. Bases 1 to 204 code for a protein of 67 amino acids. Lineage: Eukaryota; Fungi; Ascomycota; Eurotiomycetes; Eurotiales; Aspergillaceae. The record is from RefSeq and is a predicted model, not a curated record.
AUGCCAGGGUCCGCUGCUACCGGCAGAUGCUACGGCUACAAGCUCGGGAUAUGCAGAGGGGACCCCGACAAGAUCCGGUUCACUAGUAAACUUUGGAGGAUUUCCGAGCUGCGAGAAUACUUGGUGAAGUGGAGGCGCGGAAACCAGUGGACUCUGAAUACUUGUUGCGUGGCCCUCAUGGGAUUCAACUCCCGGAAGCGUUGA